Molecule: messenger RNA, 2346 nt
Organism: Diospyros lotus (date-plum)
Lineage: Eukaryota; Viridiplantae; Streptophyta; Magnoliopsida; Ericales; Ebenaceae
Exons: 3
Coding region: 230-2101 (623 amino acids)
Molecular function (GO): protein binding
Source: RefSeq, a predicted model, not a curated record
ACUCUAUUAUGUCUCGUACAUUGCAAGUUCAAUUAUUGAAAUACCAUUUUGUUUAUUAAUUAGAAUAUAUAUAUAUAUAGUAUAUAAAUCCAAUUUAUUGCCCACACGUCUAUAUAUAUAUAUAUAUAAUCUCGAGGGUAGAACAAAUCUGCAUGCUCUGAUCCCUGCUUGUCAUGGGCAAGGAAUUUAAAAAGCUUCCAGAACUGUGAAUCUCUCGAAGCCUGCUGCAAUGGAGUGGAGGCUGCAGAACAGGAUCGCCAUUCACAGCAAGCCCAGGGAUCAAGCAUGCUCGAUCCAUUCCUGUUUCUUCUGCGCUAUGAAUGAACGAAACCCAUCUGCAAGAAGAACCCUAAUUUCCAAAAGUUUCAAGGAGAUGCCAUUGCAAGACAACAGAGAGCACGUCCUGGCAGUGAGCUGGCUGUGGAACACUGCCAUGGCCGAGCCAGAAGACGCAGAAUUCAUCUCCCUCGGCAUCUUCGAAUGCAUGGCUAAGCUCAUUCACCGAGGCGCCAAUGACCGGAACUGGCUUUCCAUAGGCCAAAACACAUACAUUCCUUACUACGCAGCCCAUGUCAUCGGCUCCUACACAAUGAACAAGGCCGAAUUUGCGGAGAUCGCCGUCGCGUGCGGCGUUGUGCCGCCAUUAAUGGAGCUUCUGAGAGGGAAGAUCACGUGGGUCGAGCAGAGAGUCGCCGUUCGAGCCCUUGGCCAUAUAGCCAGCCACGAAACAACAUUCGAAGCCAUUGCAGAACACGAAGUGGAGAUUGUGAAUUUAACCGUUGACAUAGCCAAAACCUGUGUUGAUUUGGUGUAUGUUGAAUUUGUGAAGGGAAGAAGGAGAUUCAAAUACCAAUCUGAUCUUCUCACAAGAGGUUUUGUAGGGUCGGAAAUGGAGAGCCGAAAAGCCGAGGAAUGGGCCGGCCAGCUCCGGUGUUGGUCUCUCUUUCUCCUCAACUGUUUCGCCAUCAAAGAAAGAUCCAUCCACUUAAUCUGCAACCCAGAUUUCUUGAACAAAUUGCCGGGCUUCUGGGGUGGCCUAGAUAACAGAAAUUCGCCGGCCGGAAUUGGAUUGACCCGAACUUUGUGCAACUCCAAAACAGGAAGAAGAAACGUAGCCAAGUCUAAGGAAGCCAUAGAGAGCCUCUGCAAUAUCUCUAGAUCUUCCGACGAUUUCGAGUUCAUGGCAAUUGAGUCUCUCCUGUUAAUUCUCAGAGACCCAGAAACGAGACAACUAGUCCUAGAUAUGGGGGCUGUGUAUCUCUCUGAUUUGGUUGAAAUCGAGCAAACUGGAGACAUUAUCGCGCAAACACUGUUGCAAGAUUACAGUAGAAUCAAGUACGGGAAAAUGAGACUGAAGAACAGUAAAACUCAGAAAGCUCUCGACGAGAUAUGGGAUUUGAAGGUGGAGAGAAGAAAGAGAGAGAAGAUGAUGCCGGAAGACGCUGCGGAGAAGAAAAAAUUGGCGGGUUUGCUGAAAAGAGAAGGGAAUGAAAGGUUUUGGAUUGGCGACAUUGAAGAAGCGGUGAAGAGGUACACGAAGGGUCUGGAUUUGUGCCCGGUGAAGAUGAGGAAGGAGAGAAUCGUCCUGUAUAGUAAUCGGGCGCAGUGUUAUUUGGUGCUCAGCGAUCCGGAAUCUGCAAUUAGAGACGCGACCCGAGCUCUGUGUUUAUCGGGUGAGGGGAGGAUGCACGGUAAGAGCCUGUGGAGGCGAUCGCAGGCGUACGAUAUGAAGGGGAUGUCCCGAGAAAGCUUGAUGGAUUGCUUGAUGUUCAUCAAUGGAAGGAUCCGUACGGGGAAGGCGAAGAUCCCGCACUACGCUGCACGGAUGAUCAGCAAGCACAUGAGCGCCACGCGGAUAUUUGCUGCUGCCAGGUCAGAGAACUCUCAGGAUCACAGAGAAGUAGAGGAUUCUGUGGCCCGCAAUCCAACGAUCGUGAAGAUGGGCCAUGCUAAUGCCAUUACGGGAUUAGAAAGGGGAGAGCAGUGGAAGAAGCAAGAAAGCAGUGGAGAAAGCAGAAAAGACCAUAGCACAGCCAAAGCCAAAGGCAAAGGCAAAGCUGAAGUUGCUCGGAUAAGGCAAGUAAAAUGGAGAAGGAAAUGAAGCCAAGUGCAUGGUGACACUGUCGGCACCCACCCACCACACCAUUUGGGUUCAAUAAUUCUAGCGACUUUGAUGAUGCUUUUCCCUGCCAUUUGCAUUAUAAAAUUCUUAUGCAAUCGUACUGAAGAGAGCAACAAUGUGUUUGGCUACCGAGAAAGUACAGAACGAACAAGCACCGAAACACAAAUCCACACAAAAAUGUAACGGAAAAGAGGAAUCUGAAACUAGGGAUGUGGAACAGUACU